Pseudopipra pipra is the source of this 803-nucleotide messenger RNA. It is a transcript of the gene PLA2G10, whose product is annotated as phospholipase A2 group X. The record is from RefSeq and is a predicted model, not a curated record. The transcript is spliced from 4 exons. Gene Ontology annotation, molecular function: calcium ion binding; phospholipid binding. Lineage: Eukaryota; Metazoa; Chordata; Aves; Passeriformes; Pipridae. The coding region runs from base 170 to 640 and encodes 156 amino acids. Gene Ontology annotation, biological process: lipid catabolic process; phospholipid metabolic process; arachidonate secretion.
CUGGCCAGAUGGACAGCACGGCUUGGUCUGGGGCUCGGGUUCGGGGGGACCCGGCUCGGGGCAGAAAGCAGCCUUUUAUAGCCGGCCCGCCGCCGCUCCGCUCACACCUCCACGCUCCGCUGCCGAGCGCGCCGCCGCCGCCGGACCCGCAGCCCGCACCCCGCAGCCCAUGGCGCCGCUGCCCCCGCUCCUGCUGCUGCUCCUGCUGCUGCCCGCGGCCCUUUAUAAAGGUGCUUUGGGGGAAGCCCGUUCCAGACAGCGGCGGGGGAUCCUGGAGCUGGCCGGAGCCAUUCGCUGCACCACGGGCCGCUCGCCCUUCGCCUACCUGCGCUACGGCUGCUACUGCGGGCUGGGGGGGAGAGGAUGGCCCAAGGACAGGGUGGACUGGUGCUGCUUUAACCACGACUGCUGCUAUGGCAAGGCAGAACAAGCAGGUUGUCAGCCAAAGACUGAGAGUUACCACUGGGAAUGCAAAGACAAUUCUGCUGUGUGUGAUUCACUAGAAGACAAAUGUCAAAAGAUGGCCUGUGAAUGUGACAGGGAAGCUGCCAAAUGUUUUUCUAAAGCUCCGUAUCACAGAAAAUACCUUUUGUGGCCAGACUUUAUGUGUGGUGAGAUCCAGCCUUUGUGCAGGUAUUAGACAUCCAACAUCAGUCUUCAUGAAAACUCUAUGUAUUUAAAUCUAAAAUGACUUUUUUGUGUCACAGCAGUGAUAACAAAUGAUGCUGCCCUUUGUUGAUGCUCCUUCUUGCCACCUCAGCCUCUCUGCCCAAGAACGGCCAAAGUAAACAUGUACCCUCUUA